CACCCAAAAGGGAGAGAAAAAAAAAUUGGAAAUAUACCUCUCCUCUAGUAGUUUCUCUAUUGGAGUGCAAAGUACUCCAAUUCUUUUCUUCAUCUCUUUAAAUUUCACAGUGAUGUGUUGUCCUCAAACGCCCGCUCUUUUCUUAUUCCUCCUACUCCUAACUUUCAUACACCGUUUUUUUCCUCUCUCUCUCCUCAAUUCAUCACUCUUACCACCGAAUCACACAGAGAGAAAUCGUAGAUGGAAAAAUGGCAGAGAAUGUGGAUUUCACUUACUACAAUUAUCUCUGUUACAUUGAUCAUCACCUUUUUGAUCGUUACACUAACAUUUUUUGGCAGCCAUGUGAGAGUUUUUUAUACAAGCUUUGAUCCUAUUAAUGGCGGUCCUAAGCUUCGUCAGCUCUCUUUCUCCGUUGUUCAACUUCAGAGCUUCGCUACUGUUUCUGAUUCUCCGGUUGCUCUUCUCUCCUCUAAUAAUUCAGCUCAUCGCAUCUUCUUUUCGAGGAAAAAGAAGAAGGAAGGAGUAGAAGAAGGAUUAGCUAGAGCACGAGCAGCAAUUCGUAGAGCAAAAACUUGGAAUAGAAGAAACCGAUCAUUAUCCUUCAAUGCACCUUCUACCUUCAUCUACCGUAACCCCCGCGCUUUCUAUCAGAGUUAUCUGGAAAUGGAAAGGAGACUUAAAGUGUACGUGUACGAGGAGGGUGAUCUACCAAUUGUACAUGAUGGACCAUGCAAAGACAUAUACACCAUUGAAGGGAGGUUUAUCCAUGAGGUUGAGCAUGGAGCUGCGCGGUUCAGAACAAGAGACCCUAAUCAUGCCCACAUUUACUUCAUGCCUUUUAGUGUUACUUGGAUGGUGAAGUACCUUUACAAGCCAAUGUCCUACAAUGUCACCCCUCUUAGGCAUUUCGUCUCAGAUUAUGUCAAUGUUAUUUCCACCAAAUACGCCUUCUGGAAUCGGACACAAGGGGCUGAUCACUUCAUGCUGGCUUGUCAUGAUUGGGGACCUCAUGCCUCAAGUGGAAACCCAAAUCUCUACAACAAUUCCAUCAGGGUACUAUGCAAUGCAAACUCCUCUGAGGGCUUCAACCCACAAAAGGAUGUCAGCUUACCUGAAAUCCACCUAUAUGAUGGCAACAUCUCUCCGAAACUCCUGUCCAUACCUCCCCAAACUUCCCCUCGGCCAUACCUUGCCUUCUUCGCUGGCGGUCUCCACGGACCAAUAAGGCCCAUCCUCCUUAACCAAUGGAAGGGACGGGACCCUGACCUACAAGUUCAUGAAUACCUCCCAAAGGACUUGGAUUACUAUACUAUGAUGCUUCAGUCUAAGUUCUGCCUUUGCCCUAGUGGGCAUGAAGUUGCUAGCCCAAGAUUAGUUGAAGCCAUUUAUGCAGAAUGUGUGCCUGUUAUUCUGUCUAAGAACUAUGUUUUGCCUUUCAGCGAUGUUUUGAAAUGGGAGGCUUUUUCGAUAGAGGUGGAUGUUAGUGAAAUACCAAGGUUGAAGGAGAUUCUGAGAGCAGUCCCAGAUGAGAAGUAUAGAAGGCUUAUUGAAGGAAUCAGAGCUGUUAGAGAGCAUUUUGUCCUCAACAGGCCUGCAAAGAGGUUUGAUGUUUUUCAUAUGAUAUUGCACUCUGUAUGGCUCAGGAGAUUAAACUUGAAACUUAGGUAACAUAGACUAUAUAGUAUAUAUACUAUAAAAUUGGAAAUAGGAAGUUUUUUUUUGCUUUCAUAUAGUUAUACUUACACCUAAUCCAACAGAAACUACCAACAUGUACCUGUUCGAUAAUCUUGUCACAACCAUGUAAAAAUUCGCUAUGUUCAUUUGUAGUCUGUAGAGAUCACAUAUAUGAAAUUUUUGUUCUGUAAUCAGUCUGUUAA
Beta vulgaris subsp. vulgaris (sugar beet) is the source of this 1877-nucleotide messenger RNA. RefSeq names its product probable glycosyltransferase At5g25310. The transcript has 4 exons. Lineage: Eukaryota; Viridiplantae; Streptophyta; Magnoliopsida; Caryophyllales; Amaranthaceae. Gene Ontology annotation, molecular function: glycosyltransferase activity. The coding region runs from base 241 to 1668 and encodes 475 amino acids. The record is from RefSeq and is a predicted model, not a curated record.